Paramacrobiotus metropolitanus is the source of this 1616-nucleotide messenger RNA. RefSeq names its product P2X purinoceptor 4-like. The record is from RefSeq and is a predicted model, not a curated record. The coding region runs from base 281 to 1489 and encodes 402 amino acids. Gene Ontology annotation, cellular component: plasma membrane; nuclear inner membrane. The transcript is spliced from 10 exons. Gene Ontology annotation, molecular function: extracellularly ATP-gated monoatomic cation channel activity; purinergic nucleotide receptor activity. Gene Ontology annotation, biological process: response to ATP; monoatomic cation transmembrane transport. Lineage: Eukaryota; Metazoa; Tardigrada; Eutardigrada; Parachela; Macrobiotidae.
CCGUCAACACUCCGCUCCGCGCUAAUUAUAACCGAACGCUUACUGGAGACCAUCCAGCGCGCAUGUUGCACUGACAAACGCUAUCAAUCCUGCCAGUAGCGUGUCGCGACUUGUGCAGCUGGUUUACUGUGAAUUAUUUCUCCACCGUAAACCGCUUUGGCAAUAUUGUCGCUCCAGUAAGUCAUUCUGUUUAUCUUAAUCCCGUUAGUUGACAACCCACGGAUGUCAGUUUAAUCAGCUAGCUGGAAAUGAACGGUUUAUCCACGCGGGUGUCGUUGUCAUGUUGCAAGGUAAUCCGCUGAGUUGUUCGACGAUUGUACGGCAAAGUGUUGUGGAUACAUUUACCAAGUAUGAAACAGCACGCUCCGUGCGCUUCCAUUCGCCGUGUAUCGCCAUCUGCAAUCGACUGGUACAAGCCACCAUCAUCGCCUAUGUUGUUAUCGUGGUUUUUAUCAUGGAUAAAGGCUACCAGCGCUCGGAGGAGGGCGAGAGCAGUGUCGUGGUGCGGGUGGUCGGACUGCAGCAGUCCCUGCGGGAGAACUUCUCCCAUCUGGCCGACCGUGAUCCCAGCCGACGGGGUUUAAUGAACAAAGCGCUGGGAUUAACCUGGGAUUCGGUGGACACCAGGGUUCCCGCAUUGGAACACAACGCCCUGUUUAUUACCACCAAGGUUACUGCUACGCCUAAACAAACACAGGGGAUCUGCGCUGAAGAUAAAUUCAGUGGUGCAGAUUGUAUGCGCGAUUCAGACUGCGAAGUCGGCCGGUCCAUCCAUUUGGGCCAUGGCUUGCUCACCGGCCACUGCAACCGGACGACAAACACCUGCAGUGUACAUGCCUGGUGCCCGCUGGAAAACAAGGCCAGCACGACGAUGCUGACAGGUGGUGAACGUCUGACCCUACUCGUGAAAAAUUACAUUGUCUUCCCCAAAUUUCGCGUUCGAAGGAGAAACAUUGGGGAUUUGGAUGACAGUUACGUGACAAAUUGCUUCUACAAUAACGCCACCGAUCCACAGUGUCCGGCAUUUAAUCUCGGCUAUAUAAUUCGCUUAGCGGGAGAGGAUUACGACGAAAUGGCACGCCACGGAGCCAUCCUGAGUUUCGGGAUCAAAUGGGACUGCGAUCUGGACUACCACAUUCACCACUGCACUCCCAAGUAUUCCUUCCGCCGGCUCGACGAGCGUGAAGGCGUCAUCGUACCGGGAUGGAAUCACCGCCGCAGUGGAUACUGGGAGGAAGAGGGUGUUUUUACGCGCUAUCUGUAUAAACACACCGGCAUCCGGAUCGUCUUCAACGUAGACGCCGUGGCCAGAAAGUUUAGCUACGUACAGACCACCAUCAAUCUCGGAUCCGGUCUGGGACUGCUCGGCGUGACGACGAUUUUGUGUGAUUUCAUGCUGUACCACUGCGCUGAUCCGCAGAAGCGCUUCUUUCGAUCCCAUGCCACCAUGGUCGAUGUUGACAAGGAUGCCGAUGGCCAAUCUUCGUGAGGCGAUGUUGUCCUAAAUACUAAGGAUGAGAAAGAUCGUUCAAAGGCGACAGAUGCCACUUGUUAUUUGAUUCAUUGGCGUCUUUAUUUUUUACCCUUUUCCGUCUGAAAAGUUUUGCUUCUGUUCU